GCCCGGCAGCAGGCCCGGCAGCAGGCCCGCCAGGAACCUCGUCGGCGCGGUCUGCGACCCCAGUGCAGCGCACCCACGCCCCGCCACGCCCCGGCCGCGGCGAGAUGCGGACCACGGACAGGCGUUCUGUGAGGCGGCCGUAGCCUCCCGCAGGGCCUGAUCGUCGUCCUGGACGGGCGUUCUGUGAGGCGGCCGUAGCCUCCCACAGGGCCUGCUCGUCGUCGUGCUCAUGGAGUGCGUCCGUCCCGUCUGAGCCACUGCCACGUGUGAGACGAGCCGGCCAACAUGAAGCGGCAGGAUCAGCUCGGCAGCAAGGGCAACGUGGGCAGCAGCGCGCAGUCGCUGCAGCCCAUGAGCAGCGAGUUCUCGCUCUCGUCGCUCGAGAAGCGCUUCCUCCUGCUCGCCGAGCGGGGUGACGUCGCCUCCGUCAGAAAGCUCCUGGAGGACAACAAGGACAAGCCGGAUGUGCUCAACAUCAACUGCGUGGACCCGCUGGACAGAUCCGCGCUCAUCGCCGCCAUCGAGAAUGAGAACGCGGACCUUAUCCGGAUGCUGCUCGACUACAACAUCCAGGUCAAGGACUCUCUCCUGCACGCCAUCAAGGAGGAGUACGUCGAGGCCGUGGAGAUGCUGCUCGAGUGGGAGGAGAAGAUCCACGUGCAAGGACAGCCAUACAGUUGGGAGGCCGUGGAUCGGAGUUCGUCCACCUUCACCCCCGACAUCACCCCGCUCAUUCUCGCCGCACACAUGAACAACUACGAGAUCCUCAAGAUCCUCCUCGACAGAGGCGCCACGCUGCCCAUGCCGCACGACGUGCGGUGCGGGUGCGACGAGUGCAUCUCGUCGAGCUCGCAGGACUCGCUGCGCCACUCGCAGGCGCGCAUCAACGCCUACCGCGCCCUGUCGGCGCCCUCGCUCAUCGCCCUGUCGUCGCGCGACCCGCUGCUCACCGCCUUCGAGCUCUCCUGGGAGCUGCGCCGCCUCGCCAAGAUGGAGGCCGAGUUCCGCGCCGAGUACAACGAGAUGCGCGGUAUCUGCCAGACGUUCGUGACGUCCCUCAUGGACCAGGCGCGGACCUCAAACGAACUGGAAAUUAUGCUCAACUACAACCCCUCGGGGGACAACUGGGAGCCCGGGGAGAGGCAGACCUUGGAGCGGCUCAAGCUCGCCAUCAAGUACAAACAGAAGCAGUUCGUGGCGCACCCCAACGUUCAGCAGCUGCUCGCCGCCAUCUGGUACGACGGCCUGCCCGGCUUCCGGCGCAAGUCAAUGGUGGGCCAGCUCAUUGAGGUGGGCAAGCUGGGCGCCAUGUUCCCCGUGCUGUCCACCAUCUACAUGUUCGCCCCGUACUCGGAGAAGGGCCAGUUCAUGAGGAAGCCCUUCGUCAAGUUCAUCUGCCACUCGUCCUCGUACGCGUUCUUCCUCAUGCUCCUGGCGCUCGCCUCUCAGCGGCUUGAGUACCUGCUCAUCGAGUGGUUCGGGCCCGACUGGAUGCAGGAGAUCCUGGCCGACUGGAAGCGUCGCGAGCGGGGCGCGCUGCCGGGCAUCGUCGAGUUUGCCGUCAUUUUAUACGUUUUUAGUUUAGUCUGGAAUGAGAUGUGCUCCCUGUGGUCCGAGGGACUUCUCGAGUACAUAGGUGACUUGUGGAACAUAGUGGACUUCUGUACAAACUGUUUCUACAUGACGUGGAUAUUCCUACGCGCUACCUCGUGGUGGUUGGUCAAGGUCGACCUGUGGAACGGUCAAAACCCUUACUACCCAAGAGAGGCGUGGGACCCAUUCGACCCGAUGCUGCUCUCUGAAGGCGCCUUUGCAGCUGGAAUGAUUUUCAGUUUCCUCAAGCUGGUCCACAUAUUCAGCGUUAAUCCUCACUUGGGGCCGCUUCAGAUCUCACUUGGACGCAUGAUCAUCGACAUUCUGAAAUUCUUCUUCAUCUACACGCUCGUCUUGUUCGCCUUCGGUUGCGGUAUGAAUCAGCUUCUGUGGUACUACGCGGAACUAGAGAUGAAAAAGUGCUACCACCUGCCCGAUGGGACAGCCGAUUUCGACAACAACGAGAAGGCGUGCACCAUCUGGAGGCGCUUUGCCAAUCUUUUCGAGACGUCGCAGUCGCUGUUCUGGGCCGGUUUCGGCCUCGUCGAUCUCGUCUCGUUCGAGCUGCAGGGCAUUAAGAGCUUCACGCGCUUCUGGGCUUUACUCAUGUUUGGCUCGUACUCCGUCAUCAACAUCAUCGUGUUGCUCAACAUGCUCAUCGCCAUGAUGUCCAAUUCGUACCAGAUCAUUUCGGAACGCUCGGACACGGAGUGGAAGUUCGCGCGAUCGCACCUGUGGAUGUCGUACUUCGAGGAAGGCGGCACCCUCCCACCGCCCUUCAACCUCGCCCCGACGCCCAAGUGGAUCAGGAAGACGCUCGGGUUGUCCGAGCCGGGCAAGCGGUCUGGCUCCGUCAAAAACAAAAGCCGCGAGCGCGCGCUGGAGCGCCACGACGCCGUCAUGCGGCUGCUGGUGCGGCGCUACGUCACAGCCGAGCAGCGCAAGCGGGACGAGUUCGGCAUCACCGAGGACGACGUCAUGGAGAUCAGGCAGGACAUCUCCACGCUCCGCUUCGAGCUCAUCGACAUCCUCAGGAACAACGGCAUGAAGACGCCGCAGGUCGACGCCGACUCCUCUGGAAUCGCCGGCAAGAAGGGACGCGUGAUGGAGCGGCGCCUGCUCAAGGACUUCCAGAUCGGCAUGGUCGAGGGCAUCGUCAAGGACGCCAUCUCCAACGAGAAGGAGCCGAAGGACGUGUUCAGCAAGAUCGCGCGCGCCAUCGGGCGGCGCACGUCGGGCAGCCAGAGCCAGAAGAAGGACUGGAACGCCGUGGUCCGGAGGAGCACGAUCGCGCGCGAUCCCAUCGGCAGCACGACGGAGGGGGCGUUGCGGCGCUCGCGCCAGUCGCUGCGCCGCUACAUCCUGGAGAACCAGGGCGAGGCGCUGCAGUCUAUGGACCCGGAGCGCCUGCUCGAGUACAACCCCAAGCUGUCGCUCGUCUCGCCGGCGGCGCGAGUCGCCUACGCCAAGUUCAAGAUGAGCAAGAUCAAGCAGGAGUACGACAUCAAGGAGGCGUCUGGGGACGCCGACGCCGUUUCGCAAACCGGGGACGCGGCCAAGUCGCCGCCGGCCAAGGGCAAGAGCGGGACGGGGUCCCAACCGCCAUCGCAGCCACCGUCGCAGCCGGGCUCCCAGGCGGGGUCCAUCGUGCGGCCCAGGCCCAAGAGCUCGCUCCCUGGUCCAGGGGCGGUUAUCGGCAGCCUCAAGAAGCCAGACUCGGUCACCGUGGACAUCGAGCCGGCGCCUCCAACCCCGCCGCCGUCCACUUCAGUCGAAGCACCAUCGCCCGUCACCGCCAGAGCAGCGCCCGAGGCCACCGCCAGCGCCGCCCCCGCAGCAGCAGCUGACGAGGAAGAGACACCCGCGGGACCGGCCAAGGACACGCUCGGGAAGGCGGCCAGCAUCAAGCAGGACUUCCGAGCCAGGACGCCCAUCCCCGAGGAGGACGAGGACUCCAAGACCCCCUCGCAGACCCGGCCGCCGACGCCCGCUCAGCCCGCAGACCAGAAGAAGCCCGAGAAAAAGGAAGAGAAGGAAGACUCACCCGUCAGGAGAGGAGCGGGGCCGCCGAAAUCGGGAGGGAAAUCGAAAGUCUCUGGUCAAAUCCUCACCGGCUGGCUAUGAUCUUUAUCCAGCACCUGUUAGAUUUUCUUUCACAUUUUCAUUAAAAAUAAUAAGAGGCAGGCACAGUGUAAUUUUAAAGCAAUUUUUACACGGAGAAAAAUACUUUGGUUGCUGUAACUAAAAUGGUGUUCAAUCUGCCCCCUGAGUCAUAAUCAUAGAACGUUCUAUCGUGCUGACUGGAGUGUUUGGUUGGAGCGUCUAAACGCCCAGCCAGCACGAUAGAACGUUCUAUGGAUAUGACUCAGGGGGCAGAUUGAACACCCCUUUAGUUACAGCAACCAAAUUUUUCGGUCGUGGUGACCAAACAUUUUUCUCAGUGUAGUUGCAUGGCUCAAAAUCCGAUCGGGAAGUGACAUUUGUAAACUCCUCGGGACCAAGAAAUGACAAUACUGCCAACAAAAAAAUGUAAGU
Frankliniella occidentalis (western flower thrips) is the source of this 4128-nucleotide messenger RNA. It is a transcript of the gene trp, whose product is annotated as transient receptor potential protein. Lineage: Eukaryota; Metazoa; Arthropoda; Insecta; Thysanoptera; Thripidae. The coding region runs from base 286 to 3717 and encodes 1143 amino acids. The record is from RefSeq and is a predicted model, not a curated record. Gene Ontology annotation, cellular component: cation channel complex; membrane. The transcript has 15 exons. Gene Ontology annotation, biological process: calcium ion transmembrane transport; regulation of cytosolic calcium ion concentration; manganese ion transport. Gene Ontology annotation, molecular function: store-operated calcium channel activity; protein binding; inositol 1,4,5 trisphosphate binding.